Messenger RNA from Marchantia polymorpha subsp. ruderalis, 2443 nucleotides. The record is from the annotation of a GenBank genome assembly. NCBI's taxonomy places the organism in Eukaryota, Viridiplantae, Streptophyta, Marchantiopsida, Marchantiales, Marchantiaceae.
AAGGUUUUGCCAGCACAUCGCUCACCUUCAUCUUCAUCUUCGAGGGUCGUAGGUCCAACAAACAUCAGACUGACGACUUGAGACGGAGAUCCGGUCGAUGGAAGAGGAAGUAUGGUAACGGAGCCAAACUCUGCCAAUGCGCACGAGCCGAUCCAUCUCCACGAGCGAGCGAGCAAGCAAGCAAGCAAGCAGCGAUGAUGAUGAGUGUUGGAGAGUAGAGUUUGAAAUCUCUCGUUUGUGAGUUGCCGGCGUGCGAGCUGAGGCUUGAAGCGGGACGAUGUGAAUUUUCUUGUCGAGUACUCCGGAACGCGAUGGAUGAAUCAAAGCGCCGAGCGAAGUCAGGCGCAGCCGAGGGAUCGGUUCUUUUUCAAACAUUUAAGCAUCUCCUCGUGUCUCGCGUCUUGUCUCGACUUAUCACAUUUGUGCUUCGCCUUUUGGUGGCCCGGAGACUAAGCCCCGAUGAGUAUGCACUGUCGACUAUCCAGUUUCACUUACUGACCACGACAAUUUUGUUCAUCAGUCGCGAAGGCUUUCGCCGUGGAUGUCUUCGUAGCGAUUCCGGGCAGAAUGUUUCUGGAUCACAAGCCAAUGAGAAGAUUGUCAAUGUGGCAUGGAUGACAGUUCCUAUAGGAACUUCUCUUGCCGUUUCUGCAUGCACUUUUGUUCUUUGGUGGCAAAGGUCAUCUAUAUCUGAAGAGUACGCCUGGUCAGUAUGGCUGCAUGGCUUGGGCGUAUUAUUUGAAAUCUGGAGCGAACCGCUUUAUAUCCUUUCUCAGCACAUGCUUCUAUUAAAACUCCGUGUUGUGGUCGAAGCACUGGCCACCUUUUCGUGGUCUAUGGUGACGUACGUUCUUCUAUUGAACGGAAUUGGCAAGGGCGGAGGCCUUGUAUUCGCUUACGCCCAGAUGGCUUAUGGUGCAUGCCUUUUACUUGGUUACUGGGGCUACUUUGGAUGGAGACAUUACCAACCUCCAAAUAUGGUUUCUCUUUUUCCUGUCAGGAGAAACGGAAGAAUAUAUCUGAAUAAAGAUAUGGUGAACCUAUGUUUCAUGUUCACGCUACAAGCAGUAUACAAGUUGGUUCUGCAAGAAGGACAGAAGUUUAUUCUGGUUCUGUUUGACACAGCUUACAACCAGGGUGUAUAUGGUCUUGUCGACAAUUUAGGCAGUUUGGUGGUGAGAUCAGUUCUACAGCCUUUUGAAGAAAGUGUCUUUACCAUGUUUGCCAAAGCUUCAGAUGUUUCAGCUGACUCAGAUAAGCGCUCAGAGUCGUUAAAAGGAACAGAGAAAAUUCUUCUGCUCGCCUUGAAGCUUGUGAGCUUUGUAGGUCUCCUUUUUGUAGUUUUUGGUCCAAGCUACGCAUAUGUGUUACUACGUUUACUAUAUGGUCGACGAUGGAGUGACACAGAAGCUUCAAAUGCCCUUGGAUGCUAUUGCCUGUAUAUUAUGACCUUGGCUAUCAAUGGGACGACAGAAGCGUUCUUGCAUGCUGUAGUGACCAAGAAGCAGCUCUUUUGGUCGAAUGCAUGGUUGUCACUGUUCUCUUUUAUUUACAUGAUCCUCAGUGUGAUCCUGAUCAAAAUAGCAGGAUCUACUGGUCUCAUAUUUGCUGAUGCUCUGAACAUGGGAAUGCGAAUCGUGUACUCUGUCAUCUUUAUCAAGUCAUUUUUCAAAGAUUCUUCGACCUUCAGCUUAUGGCGAGCACUACCCAAUUCACAAAUUCUUGUGGUUUUUCUGGGGUCGACAAUCGUCACACAAACAUCAAGAGUAAAAUUAUUGGACGCGGAACUUUUUUUGAGCUCAAGCCUCGUGCACGUAGGAGUUGGAUGUGGAUGUCUUUCACUCCUGGCAAUGUCAAUAUACAAGUACGAAAAACCGUUUCUCAAGGACCUUCGGAGUCUGAAGGACGGUCAAGGUGAAACCAAAGCAGAGUAAUACCUAAUGGCAAUACGAGGGUGAUCGUGUUCCCACUUGUAGGCGUUCGGGUACCGAUGUUUUGGUAAUGAUCGAGAAUUGUUUCUCCAUGACAGCUGCGGUGGACAAAGUGGGGUAUAUACCCGGAAUCCGAUUAAUAAUCAAGUGCGAUGCUUUUGGUCUUGCGAGUAUGUCAGGCAGGUGUUUCCAGAGAUCUGUAAGCGGAGUGUUUUCCGUAGUGAAGGUUUCAAACUUGUUUUUUGCAUCUGGUGCCAAAUACACAGAAACUAGUUUCGAAAGACUUAAGUACAUGCAGAGUUUAAGUUUACGUGUUUGUGAAUUGCCCACGUGGACUUCAUUUUCUAUGAUGAUAUAAGUGCAGGAAUCAUGAAUGCUAGUAUGGGGAUGAACAAGUGAUAUAUGUUUUCAAAGUUACAAGUUGUCUUUGUGAAAUGUUGUAUCAAGUAGAUUUUAAUACUGAAUGAUAGAUUAAACAAAAACUGUAAUUUAAUGUAAUGAAUUAUAAUAAA